UACAGUUUAGGUCAUGUCAAGAGUGAAAUACCUCUUAGAUGCCUAGGGGAGGUAGCCUGUGGAUGGCUGGGGAUAAGUGCCUGGAGUUUAGGGGAGAUCAAAUUUGGGGGUCAUCAGCACAGAGGUUGCAUUUUAAGCCCUGAGCCUGGAUCAGCUCAUCUGGGGGAGGACAUAGAUGUACCAGGACCGAGGACUGAGCCUGGGGCUUCUAACAUCUUGAGGUUGGGGUGGUGGGAGGAAAACCGGAGUGUGGUAGGUGGGGGUCCUGAAAGCCUAGUGCGAGAGCACUUCCGAGGUCAAGUGAGAUGCGGCCUUUGUGAUGGGAAUUUAAAUUAGUUUUUUCCAGUUUGUCUUUUUUCUUUGUUUAUGGUGUUUUAUUCUAAUUAAAAUGUGUGUUUCUCUGUGCCUGGAUGUAGAAUCUUAGUUCUUUCAUACUUCUGUCUUUGUGCCCUCUUUCCCAUUCCAAGAUUACCUGUGUCCAUGUGGCCCCCAUGUGUGCCCACGUGUGGGCCCAGAGCAGGGAUAUGUGGCUCCGGGGAGGGGUGAGCCCAGCAUGGAGUCGUCGGAUCAGUGUGCCUGAGCUGAGAAGAGCCAUCCUCCAGCAGCACGGCUCACCCGUGGAUGCCACCAUCGCGGCUCUGGUCUGCACCGGGGUUGUCAACCCCCAGAGCAUGGGCCUGGGUGGAGGGGUCAUCUUCACUAUCUACAAUGCGUCCACAGGGAAGGUGGAGGUCAUCAACGCCAGGGAGACGGUACCCGCCAGCCACGUCCCAGGUCUGCUGGACCAGUGCAAGCAGGCCCAGCCUCUGGGCACAGGUGCCCAGUGGAUCGGGGUGCCUGGGGAGCUCCGUGGCUACGCUGAGGCCCACCACCGCCACGGCCACCUGCCCUGGGCACAGCUCUUCAGGCCCACCAUCGCGCUGCUCCGGGGGGGCCUCCGCGUGCCCCGCAUCCUCAGCCGCUUCCUGCAUAGCAGCUACCUGCGCCCUUCCCUGCACGCAUCGUCCCUGAGGCAGCUCUUCUUCAAUGGGACAGAACCCCUGAGUCCUCAUGACCCACUCCCGUGGCCCGCGCUGGCCGCCACCCUGGAGACCGUGGCUGCGGAAGGCGCAGAGGCCCUCUACACAGGGAGGCUGGGCCAGAUGUUGCUGGAGGACGUUGCCAAGGAAGGGAGCCUGCUGACCCCGCAGGACCUGGCAUCAUUCCGGCCUGAGGUGGUGGACGCCCUGGAGAUGCCCCUGGGGGACUACACCCUGUACUCACCGCCACCGCCUGCAGGGGGCGCGAUUCUCAGCUUUGUCCUCAAUGUGCUCAAAGGGUUCAACUUUUCCGCGGAGUCAGUGGCCAGGCCCGAGGGGAGGGUGAACUUGUACCAUCACCUCGUGGAGACACUCAAGUUUGCUAGGGGGCAGAGGUGGCGGCUGUGGGACCCUCGAAGCCACCCGGAGGUCCAGAACGCCUCCCAGGACCUGCUGGGGGAGGCUCUGGCCCAGCACAUCCACCAGCAGAUCGACACCCGGGGUGACCACCAGCUCAGCCACUACAGCCUGGCCGAGACCUGGAGCCACAGGAUGGGCACGGCCCACGUGUCCGUGCUGGGCGAGGAUGGCAGCGCUGUGUCUGCCACCAGCACCAUCAAUACGCCCUUUGGAGCCAUGGUGUACUCACCGCGCACGGGCAUCCUCCUCAACAACGAGCUCCUGGACCUGUGCUGGAGGCACCGGCGGGGCUCCGGAGUCACCCCCCCUCCCGUUCCAGGUGAGCGGCCCCCUUCAUCCAUGGUCCCCUCCAUCUUGGUCAACGCAGCCCAGGGGUCGAAGCUGGUGAUCGGCGGGGCUGGCGGGGAGCUCAUCAUCUCUGCUGUGGCCCAGGCCAUCAUGAACAAGCUGUGGCUGGGCCUUGACCUGCAAGCUGCCAUUGCAGCCCCCAUCCUGCACGUGGACAGCAAGGGCCGGGUAGAGUACGAGCCCAGCUUCAGCCAGGACCUCAACUCUGAGAAUUUGGACCUGACAGCCUGGAAUCCAGAGAACCCCGAGCCCACGGCCCUCAGCUCCCUGGAAGGAGGUGAAGAAGGGGCUCCAGUACCGGGGCCAGAGCCAGACCGAGAGGCCCGUUUUCCUGAACGUGGUCCAGGCCGUGUCCCAGGACGGGGCCUGCGUGUACGCCGCAGCGGACCCCAGGAAGGGUGGGGAGCCCUCAGGCUACUAAAGAGGCUGCUCCCUCCCCAGAGCUGGGAUCCCACCCAGCAAACGUCCAGGCUAGCCUGGUCCGGCAGAAUCUGGACCCCUUGGCUGGACGGUCAGCCUGGGGCUUCAAGAGGUGGGGACAGCCCAGCAGAUGGACGGCUGUGGGGGCUGAGCCCUGCCCUCCCAGAGCCCCUGUGGCCCUGCCCUGACCCCUCCAACCUCCCCAGGCCUCUCACCCAGGACUGGGCCCCCACUCCCCGAAACCCCAUUCCCCACCUGUGUAUCUUCCAGUCCAAGAUUAAAGAAAAGGCUGCACCACGCCUGAUUCAGGGUCGAGGUGGGGAGGGGACCUUCAGAAAGCACGUGCAGUGAGCUGCAGCCCUCCACACACACCACCACGGAGCCAGGGAAACCAGACACGGGCUGGGCCUUCUCCAGGCCACCCCUGGACACCUGCUUGGGCUCCGCACACGCCGUUGGGAGGAAGGCAGGGGUGUGGCCUGGGGGCACCUGUCCCUGGCUCCUGGGGGCCCUUGGCCCAGGCCCGUCCUGGAGCUUGUCCUCCGUGCCAGGAAAAGGCUGGAUGAAGCGAGACCUAAGCCCUCCCCAGCCCCCAACUCCAACAUGUUCUCACCCUCAGCACUGUUGAUGUUUUGCGU
Molecule: messenger RNA, 2845 nt
Organism: Aethalodelphis obliquidens (Pacific white-sided dolphin)
Lineage: Eukaryota; Metazoa; Chordata; Mammalia; Artiodactyla; Delphinidae
Gene: GGT5
Product: gamma-glutamyltransferase 5
Exons: 13
Coding region: 492-2558 (688 amino acids)
Biological process (GO): glutathione catabolic process
Molecular function (GO): glutathione gamma-glutamate hydrolase
Source: RefSeq, a predicted model, not a curated record